Molecule: messenger RNA, 2412 nt
Organism: Antechinus flavipes (yellow-footed antechinus)
Lineage: Eukaryota; Metazoa; Chordata; Mammalia; Dasyuromorphia; Dasyuridae
Gene: ASB10
Product: ankyrin repeat and SOCS box containing 10
Exons: 6
Coding region: 227-1774 (515 amino acids)
Biological process (GO): positive regulation of transcription by RNA polymerase II; intracellular signal transduction
Cellular component (GO): nucleus; cytoplasm
Molecular function (GO): protein binding; transcription cis-regulatory region binding
Source: RefSeq, a predicted model, not a curated record
GAGGACCCGCGGUCGGCUGGGGGAGGAGGAGCUGAGAAAGGGGGGUGGGGACAGGAGGAGGCCAGGUUGUUGAUUUCGCCUCAGGUACACCCCCACCCUGCAAAUAUUGGCUCCAACCUGAAGUCAUGUGGAGCCCAGAAUAGCUCCUGGGGAACUUAGCGGAGAGUCCGUCUCUGACCUGCGGCUACGAGGAGCGGUGGUCUGUCUGUCUGUCUGUCUUUGAUCCAUGGCUACGAGGAGCGGCGGUCUGUCUGUCUGUCUUUGCCCCCCUUUCUCUUUCUCUCCCCCAGCCUUCUCUCUCCCCCGGAUUCUAUUUCUCUUUCCUCUUUUUCUCCAUAUCUUUAUCCUCAGCCCUAGACCCCAUUAUCCUUUCCUUAUGGGGAGCCCCUCGUCCCCAGAAGAUUGCACAGAGCUGGGGGGAGCCCCAUUGAGUAGCCUCUGCGCCAGGUUAGUCGAGAAAGCAGACACAGUUCUCAGACAGGACAAGGGGCCAGGACAGGGACCCAUAGUUACCAGUUCGGCCUCGGGGCCCGCCUUGGAGUUCUGGCAAGCCGUGCUGGUCGGGGAUGCGGCCUCCGUGUCCCGUCUCUUGGCCUCCCCUGACACGGGUCUCACCCCGGAUGUUGUCUUUGAUACCAGCGACCCUGAGAGAUGGAGAGAUUACAGAUUCAACAUCCGAGCUCUGAGGCUCUGGUCUCUGACCUACGUGGAGGAGCUGACCACCCCGAUUCACGUAUCGGCCAGCCGAGGCCACGAUCAAGUCCUCCAGCUGCUGCUGCAUCGGGGAGCCCGGCCGGAUGCCGCCCCCGGGGGCCGCACUGCGCUGCACGAAGCCUGCAUCUCUGGCCAAGCGCCCUGCGCCCGCCUGCUGCUGGUGGCGGGGGCUGACCCAGACGUCCCAGACCAGGAUGGGCGGCGCCCUUUACACCUGUGCCAGGGGCCCGGUGCCCUCCAGUGUGCAGAGCUGCUGCUGAGGUUCGGCGCCCGCGUGGACGGCCGGUCCGAGGAAGAAGAGGAAACGCCGUUACACGUGGCUGCUCGAGGGGGCUCGGUAGAGCUGGCCGCCUUGCUCCUGAGGAAGGGAGCGUGUCCGGACGCUCGAGACGCCGAAGGCCGGACCCCGCUCCUGGCCGCCUGCUCGGUCCCCUUCCACCCCCGCGCCGAGGCCGAGGCGGCCCCCUCCAGGUGUCUCCACCUGUGCCGCCUGCUUCUCUCCGCAGGGGCCGACGCGGACGCCGCAGACCACGACAGGCAGCGGCCUCUGCACCUGGCCUGCCGGCGCGGCCACGUGGCCGUGGCGGAGCUGCUCCUGUCGCGGGGGGUCAGUGUCAACGCCAUGGACUACGGCGGCCACACGGCGCUGCACUGGGCCUUGCAGGGUCCGGCCGCUGCCCUGCCCUGCAGCCCGGAACACGUGGUCCGAGCCCUACUCAAUCACGGCGCGGUGCGGAUCUGGCCCGGGGCCCUGCCCAAGGUGUUGGAACGCUGGUGUGAAUUUCCCCGGAUAAUUGAGGUUCUGAUGAAUACCUAUAGUCUUGUAAAGCUGCCAGGGGAUGCAGUGGACCUUAUACCCCCUGAAGUCCUCCAGAAGCAUCAAGAUUUCUACUCUUCCCUCUUCACCUUGGUGGGUCGGCCGAGAUCCCUAAAACACCUGAGUCGCCACGCUCUCCGAUCUCACCUGGCUGCUUGCUUGUCCCAGGCGCUGCCUCAGUUGCCUUUGCCUCCCUGCCUCCUUCGCUAUCUACAGCUGGAUUUUGAGGAUGUUCUCUACUAAAUUCCUGACAAGAUUACCUGGAAAACAACACUCCAUCCAGCCUGGCCUCCCAAGAGCCUCCGGGGCUUUGCUUCCUGGGUACUGACAUCCAAGGAUGUGCUUCCAUGGUAGCCCAGAGACCAAAUAUCCCCAAAGCUUUUCAUCUGCCUGUCCUUGGAUCACAAGCCACUCUCCCCUAGCCUCCGGCUUCCUCCCACAAGGCUUCUAUCACCAUUGACAUCCCUCUCAAGGCCUUUCUACUCUCAGGCCUUCAGAGGAAGUAGUUUAGACUCUCUUGGGUCCCUUCCCCCCAACUCUUUUACCCCAGGGGAAAGAAUUUCUAGUUAUAUGUAUUUAUAUUUCAAGUUAUGGUGAAGAUUUACUCUGGCCCUGUAGUCCCCGAUGGAAAACGAGCUUGGUAUUGUAGAUAACUGAUACCAGGAGGGCAGAGGGAGCUGGUGCUGCAAAAUGAAGAGAGGAAGAAGGACAAUAGAGGAGGACAAAAGAGACAGUCGGUGUUGGGGGGGCGGUUCUCUUGGGUGUCUGGGGGAGCUUAGCUCAGUGCAAUCUCUCCUUUCCCCGGUACUGUGUUUCCCCACUUGCACAUUCUCUUUAAACUCAAUUUCUGGAAGUGCAUUAAAAUGUGCAAUGUUAUUGUC